GAACUUCGCUGGGAUUCGGGUCGUUCAGAGCCGGAAGUGCUGAUAGCGGAAGAUUCCUUUGCAAUGAAACAUCCCACGUUGCUGGCAUCGAUGAGAAACUAGAUCAUCCCAGGCAGCUGCGAUUUUUUGCAACCUUCAUCAUCAGCCAUGGACGAACAGGAACAGCAGCCUCAGCAAUACUAAACCCGGAAACAACUGGCAGCAUCGAAACAUGAAACAUCGUACCGCGCGCAGCUGGAUCGAGGCAAAUUUUCAAAAACGGGAAUGCAUCAAGUUCAUACCAAGCACCAAGAAUGGAGACUCAUGCUGUUGUGGUCAGGAGCGCAGGACGCACCAGUUCGUGCCGGGCAUCGAACCGGGCAUCGCAGGAGACGUUUGGCUGCCCCAGAAGCACACCCGAGCCCAGUCGACCGAUGCGUACGGUACGAUCGAGUUUCAGGGCGGUGCUCAUCCUACGAAGGCGCAGUACGUUCGCCUAUCGUACGACACACGACCGGAGCUGCUGGUGCAACUGUUCACGCGCGAAUGGAAUCUCGAGCUGCCGAAGUUGCUCAUUACGGUGCAGGGAGGCAAGGCAAACUUCGAGCUGCAGCCAAAGUUGAAAAAGGUGCUCCGGAAGGGCCUGCUGAAGGCAGCCAAAACGACCGGGGCGUGGAUAUUUACCGGCGGAACCAACACGGGUGUAACGAAGCAGGUUGGCGAUGCGCUUCUCCUCGAGGGCCAGCAGCGGUCGGGGCGCGUGGUGAGCAUCGGUAUCGCACCCUGGGGCAUCGUGGAGCGUAACCAUGAGCUGCUGGGACACAACCGGGACGUACCGUGCCAUAGUAUUAGCUCGCCCAGAUCGAAACUGGCGGUGUUGAAUAACCGGCACGCUUACUUUCUCCUCGUCGACAACGGUUCCCAGGGACGCUACGGGGCGGAACUAAUCCUCCGGAGGAAGCUGGAGAAAUACAUAUCGAAUCAGAAACUGCAGCCCUUUACCCACUCGAGCACCCCCGUAGUAUGCUUGGUAAUUGAAGGUGGUACAAACACAAUCAGAGCUGUGCUAGAGUACGUCACCGAUAACCCACCGGUACCGGUAGUAGUGUGUGAUGGGUCAGGCCGGGCUGCUGAUCUAAUCGCGUUUGUACAUAAGUAUGCAUCGGACAGCGGCGAACAGCAGGUGCUGGAAUCGAUGCACGACUAUCUCCUUGCGACGAUACAGAAAACGUUCGAGGUAAGCCAGGACCAGGCGGAGCAGCUGUACCAGGAGUUGCUGCAGUGUACCAAGAACAAAAAUUUGAUAACGGUGUUCCGCAUUCAGGACCGACCGGAGGGCAAUACUCAGGAACUGGACCAAACGAUUUUAACUGCACUUUUUAAAUCACAGCACCUCAGCCCGCCAGAGCAGCUUAGCCUGGCACUCACGUGGAACCGGGUCGACAUCGCCCGCUCGGAGAUAUUCGUGUACGGUCAGGAGUGGCCCCACGGGGCGCUAGACGAGGCGAUGAUGCAGGCCCUCGAGCACGACCGGAUCGAUUUUGUUAAGCUCUUACUAGAGAACGGAGUGUCGAUGCGCAAGUUCCUCACGAUACCUCGACUCGAGGAACUGUACAACACCAAGCAUGGACCGGCCAACACACUCGGGUACAUUUUGCGCGACGUCCGGCCACAUAUCCCGAAGGGCUACGUGUACACGCUGCACGACAUCGGUCUGGUGAUAAACAAGCUAAUGGGUGGUGCGUAUCGGUCGUACUACACGCGCCGGAAAUUUCGUCCGAUUUACGCGAAGGUAAUGAACAGCUACGUCAACACGCACCGGAAGCCGUCCACCUUUCAACGGUCGGCGGGUAUCAACUCGAUGAGCCUGGUUGCCGGGCUCCUUCCGGUGACGUCCGAUAUGGCGCUAUUCGAGCUGCCGUUUAACGAGCUGCUCAUCUGGGCCGUGCUUACGAAGCGGCAGCAGAUGGCACUGCUCAUGUGGACGCACGGUGAGGAAGCACUUGCGAAGUCGCUGGUUGCCUGCAAGCUUUACAAAGCCAUGGCGCACGAGGCAGCCGACGAUGACCUCGACACGGAAAUCUACGAGGAGCUGCGAAGUUACGCGAAGGAGUUCGAGAGCAAAGGACUGAAGCUGCUGGACUUUUGCUACCGGCAGGAUGCCGAGCGGGCACAGCGGUUACUCACCUGCGAGCUGCAAUCCUGGUCAAGCCAGAGCUGUCUCUCGCUGGCGGUGGCGGCGAACCAUCGGGCCAUACUGGCCCAUCCCUGUAGCCAGAUCAUUCUGGCCGAUCUCUGGAUGGGCGGACUGCGCACAAGAAAAAACACCAAUCUGAAGGUUAUCUGUGGGCUGCUGUGUCCGUUUUAUAUAAGAAAGUUGGACUUUAAGUCGAAAGAAGAGCUACAGCAAAUGCCGCAAACGGAAGAGGAACACCUGGAGAAUCAGUACUUAGACUACGAGGAUCGCGAUAAGAAGGAUCCAGACGCGGAGGCGCUUCUGUCCGAUACGUACUCAAUGAAAGAUACCAAAGUGCAGGAGAACGGAAAAGUUUCCCUAACCGACUCGGAGAACACGCAGUACAAGGAUUAUCUGUUCGAUAGCGACGUGCGGCAGCAGCGACCGUUGAAGUUGAAGAAGAAGAUCUACGAGUUCUACACCGCUCCCAUUACCAAGUUUUGGGCUGACUCGAUGGCAUACGUAUUUUUUCUGGUAAUGUUCACCUACACCGUGCUGGUGCGGAUGGAGGAAACACCCAGCUGGCAGGAGAUGUAUGCCAUCGCCUACAUUACCACGCUUGGCUGUGAAAAGAUUCGCGAGAUAGUUUCCUCUGAACCGGUGGCCAUAUCACACAAAUUCUCUGUCUGGGCGUGGAACAUGUGGAAUCCCUGCGAUGCGGCGGCCAUAAUAUUCUUCCUCAUUGGGUUGGCAUUGCGACUGCGGCCAUACACGAUGGACAUCGGGCGGGUGAUAUACUGCGUCGAUAGCAUCUACUGGUACUUGCGGAUAUUGAAUAUUCUAGGCGUAAACAAAUAUUUGGGACCAUUGGUGACGAUGAUGGGCAAGAUGGUGAAGAACAUGAUCUACUUUGUGGUGCUGUUACUGGUGGUAUUGAUGAGUUUCGGCGUGAGUCGACAGGCGAUUCUCUUUCCCAACAAUGAUGCCAGCUGGCGGUUGGUACGCGAAGUUUAUUAUCAACCAUAUUUCAUGUUGUACGGAGAGGUGUUUGCGGAUGACAUCGAUCCUCCUUGUGGGGAAGAUCCAUCGCAGCCACCGUGUGUCACGGGACACUGGGUGACACCAAUCGCUAUGUCGAUGUAUCUGUUGAUUGCCAAUAUUUUGCUCAUUAACCUACUGAUCGCUGUGUUCAACAACAUCUUCAUCGAGGUGAAUGCCGUCUCGCAUCAGGUGUGGAUGUUUCAACGAUUCACGGUGGUCAUGGAGUACCAACAAAAGCCGGUUCUGCCACCUCCGCUGAUCGCGCUCAGUCACUGCUAUUCAUUACUUCGGUACGCGAUCCGCAAGGCAAAAGGUCUACAGGAGUCUCGCGACAACGGGUUGAAACUUUUCCUCGAGAAAGAGGACAUGGAGCGGUUGUACGACUACGAGGAGGAAUGCGUGGAGGGAUACUUCCGCGAGCAGGAGAUUCUGCUACAGCAGUCGACUGAGGAACGUAUCAAAAACACAGACGAACGGGUAGACCACAUGGCGCAGAAGAUUGAAGAUAUCAACCAGAAGGAAAACAUCCAAAGUGCGGCCGUGCAAAACAUCGAGUUUCGGUUGCGUAAGGUGGAGGAAACGGCAGGCGAAAUCCUGUCUCAUCUGGCCGUGAUACAUCGGUUCAUGGCGGCUCAUACGUUGAUGCAAGGCGGUACGAUGCAGGGCUCGACUGGUAACGUUAGUGGCAAUGUAGCACUCGAGGGUGCCCCCGGUAUUGCGCCCAUUCCGGUGGAUCAUCGGACACGCACGAUAUCGGAGAGCGAUAGCUACAUUAUGCAGCCGACGUUGCCGCCACCGACGCAAAGGAGAAAGUUCAACCGGUCACUGACAGAGGUGCGUCCGGAUGCGUAUAUCUUCGAUGAAGGACGACAUUUGGAGGUUCGUACCGUGCUGGAGGAGAAUGAAGGUGAACGCUCACCGGAUCAGACUUCUCAACCAUUUGAACGCGAUCGCAAGCUGUCCAUUCGCUCGGAGGACUCGGAAUUGUUCCCCGGUAGUGGCGUCCAAAAAACACUCUCACCAGUGGAUUCGCUCGGUGUUGCCAUUAAACCAUCACCGCCGCCACCACCACCGUUCUUGAACAUCCGACAGGACACGGCAAGCACGGAGAGUAAGGACACGCUCACCCCGCUGGAAGGGGCCGACGAUAGGACGCUCGUUGGAGAUGAAACCGUUGACGAUCUGAUGGAUGGAAACUACGAGGGACUUCGGCAACGCACUGGACGCCGGCGAAACUCAUCCAUGUGUGGACCAGGGGUGGGUGUUUCGAUGGGUGGUUCUUUCGGAGGUGGCACUCCCGGGACCGGCGUCGGUGGACGAAGAAACUCCGAAAGCGCAUCCGGUGGGGGAUUGGAUAUCAACAAAUCACAGACUAGUCUCUGCCAGAUACCAGGUUUGGGGUUCGGAAAGCGGCAACAAAGUGUGACGCAAUCGGAACCGGAUAGUGGCACCGAUCAACCUAUUCAACGCCCAGUUCCAAAAGGACGUCAUCUUUUGCUGCAGAUACACACAGAGUACACAUCGAUCACGGAUGAACUGGAGAGCGUUUGCCACAUGAUCGCAUCCCCCACAAGCUCGUUGAGAGGUGAGUAUUUGGUUUGCUAUUUCGGAUCAAUAUUGAACAUGGUUCUCGUCUUUUCAACAGAGGCACCGAAGAAGAAAAGCGUCAACGAACUUUCCAACCCCGAGUUCGCUGCCAUGAUCGAAAAACGGCAUCUGAAGGAGUGUGAAGAUAGCGACUAUAUGAUGAUGGAAACGUUGUUUCAAACGCGCUGCUCGCUGGAGGACAGCGACGAGUACUUCGAUGAUGCAGGGCCCGAAACCGAACACGGUCCGCGCAAGAUGUUGCGCCGUGAGACGGCCAUCGAGUUGCCGGUGACGCCGUCCAAGUCGAACAUCGUCUCGCUGGCGGACAGCGCUCAGGGUCACGAGGACUACGCAGGCAUGAAGAACGAACGGCAGGGCGCGUCGAACCGGAACUCGUUGCGCGACUCGAAGAACUCGCCGCUGUCCAUGUCCAGCCAGAACUCUCCGCGCAACUCUCAGUACAUGCAGGGCGCCUUCCUAAACCCUUCGGUGUUCGAGGGCGCCAGCCGGCUGUACAAGAAGUCGUGCGAGAGUCUGCAGAAGAACUCCAGCACCGACACGGAGUACUCGCUGCAGCCGUACCGGUUCAUUAAGCAAAGCUCGAACGAGACAAACAGUUCGUUCAACAUCGACAACUCAUCGAUUACGAAUGACCUCUCGAUCGAUGGCGAAACGAGCCUCAACUCGACCGUCAUCGAGAUGGUUUCAAGCUCCACGAUCGCCGUACCUCCACCGGCGGUGGACGAUCGAACCGGUUUCCUACCCAAGCGCACUUCAUCGAUCGGAAGCUGCACAACGCAACACACGCAGCAGCAGCAGCAGCAACAGCAGCAACAACAUUCGGUUGAAUCACGCCCGUCGUUCCUUAGGAAACAGUUCAGCGUAGAGAAAAGCACGCCCGGGGGUUCGCCGGUAGCGAAAGACAACGGAGGAUCCAUUCCGGACGGCCUGGAAAGGUUAACGUCAACACCGGCUCCGGCAAUCCCUAGCAAACCACCGCGAUCUACCCGCUUCUCCGACAGCCUGAGCGUACUGGGGACGAAGAGUGUGCUAAGUCUGUUGAAGGAAAGCAGCUCCACCAGCACGGAAGAGCCGAUGCACGAGGGACGCAAAGCGUCCACGAUACCGUGCAUCAGCACGAACCUGGUGCAGGACGAGAUCGCGAAGCUGUCGUCGAACAUUAAGAGCAGCACCGACGAAGACACCGAUCCGCCCAUCAAUGAAACCAUGUGCUGAUUUUAGUUGUGCCCUCCGUCAGAGGUAAAUGUUUUUUGUAGCUCGCCGUGGGGUUUGUCGCCUGCUGGCACAGUAGUGUAGUAGAUCCUGGCGCAAUGCUGCCAAAUUGGUUUUCAGGCGUCUAUCGUAAUGAUUCUGUUUUUAAAUGUUUAUUUAUCCAACCAAAAGAAAGCGUGUACUUAAAAAGUACUUUAAAUCGAUAACACACACACAUAUACGCACUAAAUAAAGUGCUAGCUUUUGCUACACUUUAUGUUUUCAAUUGGAUAUCCAAUCGAUAUGUUUGCCAAAUCCAACUAAGCUCGGUGUAUUUGGAUCACUCUCCUUUCGCCUUUUUAAGAAAACUAUAACACACAAAGCGAUGAACAGAUGAAAACCGAUACCUUUCCUCCUACAUAUCAAUGUUAAAUUGGUUUUCUAUAACGGAUUUAAGCCGAUUGCCAUGAAACGUUAUACUUUCCGCUGGAGAAUAGAUGCAGUUCAACAGAUAAAGGGAAGGGGUAGGCAUAGUUUAUCCAAGAAAUUCCAUUUAAGGGUUCGUGUACAGAAUGCUGUGCGCUUAGCGCACCGUCCGUAGAAAGACAAAUGUUUUAUAUACCCUAUGUUGCCAUUGAAAGUGUGCUUACCAUCCAUUUCAGGAAGUAACACUGUGGAAUGAAUGAUGAAGUAGUAGGUUACUUAAAGAAAAUCUCCCAGCAGCUCAAGAGUGAUGAAUAUCUAGAAAUCCCUUUAUUCAACAAUAAGAUAUAUAUAUUCAUAAGCCUACAUGGAAAUAAGCGUAGUUGGCACUUAAUGCCAUCUCACACACACACAUUUUUUGCACGCUAUGUCUAUGUCCUUUGGUUUAACUAGGUGCUGUAGUUUAUUAGUUUCGAUUAUGUUUUACUUCCCAUAAAGACGCAAAGGGAGAGCAAACCUUCACUAUACUAAGUACUUAAAGACCCAAAUGUUUUGCUUAUGUUUGAAAGUUGUUCACCAUUAUCGAGUACCAAAAAUACAUCACCUCGGUAGGGUGAAGCUAUAGAAACUGGAAAGAAACCGUUCAACAAAUCAAAGUAAUAAAUUCGAAUUGCCUCAUGGCAUCGUCAGUGUAGUUUGGAGUAUGGAAAAUGAAGAAAAUAAAUAUUGUAAUAGCAAACCCCCUUGGAUCAAACUGUUAAAAAAUAAAGUAAGCAAAAGCGUUGUGCAAAACGACCUACCAGUGAGCGGACACCUGGACGCCAUACAGCGCCCCGGGCAAUGGUCCUACGAGAGUUGUACUAAAAUGUGACAAUAUUAUUGAAGUUUAAAUCAGUAUGCAAAAGUACAGGGGGCGUAUGGCGCUGUUCGGUGCGCAGACGUAUAGCGUAGACAUAUUAAAUGGAACAAUAAAGGGGCGCCAGCCCGACCUAGGGAGUGAUCUCUCCCAAAGGCCUGUGGGAGACGGGAUGAGGAUCGCCGUUUUGUUGAUAACGUAAGUUACUGGAGAGAGAAAAAAAAAACCGUACGCAAGCCGAUGUAAAGCUAGGUCGUUGAAACAAUAAACACGUUGCAAACUAAUGGAGGUGUGGUGAACAUUUAGAACUUUUGAAACCCUUUUGCUGCCCGUGGGAAGGAUAAUAAUGCGAAUUUGCCGGCGUUACGAGAAUGGUAUGAGGACGAAUGUUGUAGAUGGAGGAAACAUUAUUAUGUUAAUGAGGCGUCUAUUUUUACGUUGGAUACUCUUUUGUAUCGUUCUAGGUUUUACAAAUUCAUUCGGACACGAUCGUGGUAAAUUGCAUUAACCUUCGGUUGAAGCAUUACGCUGACAUUUUAUCAAUGUUAUGAAGUACAUUUAGAUCAUGAAAGUAAACAAGAGUGACAAAUAUAUUUCAUGCGUACGAGCAUGGGAGACC
Messenger RNA from Anopheles coustani, 7893 nucleotides. RefSeq names its product transient receptor potential cation channel trpm (gene Trpm). Gene Ontology annotation, cellular component: membrane. Gene Ontology annotation, molecular function: monoatomic cation channel activity. Gene Ontology annotation, biological process: protein tetramerization; monoatomic cation transmembrane transport. Bases 212 to 6019 code for a protein of 1935 amino acids. The transcript is spliced from 20 exons. NCBI's taxonomy places the organism in Eukaryota, Metazoa, Arthropoda, Insecta, Diptera, Culicidae. The record is from RefSeq and is a predicted model, not a curated record.